AUGCCAUCAGAUGAACAUGUGAUUAGUUUUAGACGUAUAUACCUAGCGAUUGGUCAAGUGGCUGAAAACUUAUACUUAAUCAGUAUAGACAUGUCUCAGUGUAACUAUAAUAUUAGUGCAAACCUCACACAUUUCACUGGCAGUGGAUGUACAUCACUAGAUAUUGAGUAUGUCUUUGUUCUCGCUUUGGCUGGUAUUUUGUUAGUGGCUAUAGGCUUUGUACUCAUUAGAAAAUUCUCAAGCGUUAUGUCAAGAAUUAUAUCCAAGAGGCGAAGGCAAAGAUUCGUCAGAAACACUGCUUCCAGAAGUUCAAGGAGCAGUUCUCAUGGCACCUCUUAUCUUGUCCGGACACAAGAUCAACAGACAAUGCAGUUACCUAUUUACCAGAACACAUUUGAGUAUGUUGACAUGCUUGCUGAAACUCCCACCACGAAUCGCACAAUGUCUGAGGACAACCUUACGGCUAGGUUAGAUCAAGAACAAAACGCAUCCACUGAUCCUCUUCUUGUACUGUAUGAUGAACCAGACUCUGCAAUAGCUCAUGAGAGGGAAAGAUCGAUAAGCACACAUCAUCCACUACCUAACACUGUGAGUCAAGACAGAACAAGGUCUAAAAGUGUCCACCAGUUUACUAGAACUUCAUCAGUGCCUGAGCAGAAGCAUUCAACUGUACAAGUACAGCGAGGGGUACGCACGAGAGAGAGCACUAGAAGCAUGCCAGGCGUUGCUUUGAAUUCUGCACAGCAACGACAGAGGGCACAAACCACAAGUAACUUUCAAAGAUCAGCUCAACACAGAAGAUCUAUGUUUGACACUCUACCAGAUGUUCCCACUGCUGAGCCGAAUCCAAUAUUAGAUAUUUCAACCUCCGUUGAAUCUGUUCACAGUAACGAGGUUGCUAUCUUGGGUUCGAAUGUUUCCUAUGAAAACACAAACAAUCAAUUGACAGUGAUUUCACAAACAGACAAUAGAAUUUCUCGACUGGCUUCCGAGAAACAAUUUUCGUAUGAAGAUGGGUCACUUCUCGGGAGUAAUGUACCACCAUUUUGUGACCCUGAGCUCAGCGAAGGGAGAGAAUUGGAAGCACCUAAGAUCUCUAUUUACAGCAGUCAGAUUUUGGAUACAGAAGAACAUGCUGCGAACUCGGAAGUAGCUGUGAGCAACACUACAGACACACAACUGUAUGACAGACUAGAUCACUCCCACCUGACACCACCGUCCCUGCAAGAGAGAAGUCAGCCCGAAGGUGCUGUUGUUUAUUCCCAGUUAAAUGUCGAAGGGGUCGAUACUCCCCCAAGUUUGGAAAGUUCUUCACAAUUGGAAGAGGAGACGGAAGCUUUGUAUGACACUCCGAUUGUGAUUGUGAGUAAAGCUGUGAGUAGUGAUCCUGAAGUACAUUUGAGGGACAUUGCUGAUCCAACACAUAUCUUUGACGAUCCAGGCUAUACUGAAGGUAUGAUGGCAGCUAAACUUGCUCAAAAACAAUCCAACGGGACAAACUCAUACCAAAGCAUCACUACCGGUGGAAACAUCACUGGUGAAUCUGUUGUGGACAUUGAUAGUUCAUCUCCUAUGAUGAUCACUAAUCGGUUGGCCCUUCAGGUUGAGUCACAGCCGGCCUUGAUGCUGAGUGCCAACUCAUUGUCCCUGCUGGAUUAUGGAGAGGAGGAACUGAACGAUCUAGAUCCCGAUAUUGCAUCUUGUCUCAUGACACAAGAUGAACAAAUUUCAUUUGUGUAGAUUGUAUUUAUCAUUGUACUGUAUAGCUAGGACAUGGCAAUGUAAUUGUAUACGGUGUAGUUGCUGUAAAAUGCACUUUUUAUCAGAUAACGAUUUUGCACUGAAUGAUAUUUUUAUCAAAA
Messenger RNA from Halichondria panicea, 1862 nucleotides. RefSeq lists its product as uncharacterized. Bases 1 to 1740 code for a protein of 579 amino acids. The transcript is spliced from 4 exons. The record is from RefSeq and is a predicted model, not a curated record. Lineage: Eukaryota; Metazoa; Porifera; Demospongiae; Suberitida; Halichondriidae.